Molecule: messenger RNA, 1729 nt
Organism: Porites evermanni
Lineage: Eukaryota; Metazoa; Cnidaria; Anthozoa; Scleractinia; Poritidae
Source: the annotation of a GenBank genome assembly
AUGAGAUCUUGGUUCAUUUUAGCUUUUUCUCUGCUGCUCACGGCAAACGCAACGAAUGGAACGAAAAGUACCGAUGGCAAGACAUUUGUCUGCAACCAGUACAACGGACAAAACUCUGAAACAAACCAAGCAAUCGAGAAAAUCGACGAAAAACUAGAUAAGAUAAUUGAAAUGCUACAGCCUUGUCCUUAUACUGGUAAGAAAUUCUUUGAACAGCGUUAUCUGAUUAAAUAGUUCGACACUUCAGGAGUGAUUAACCUGAAUACAAACCAUGAAAAAUAUCCCAUAUCUGAAAGUAGUUCUUAUAGAAUGGCGUGGAAAGUCUUCUUUUCACAAAUAACACGCUUUAUAUCCUUUUAUUUUCGGUCCGACACCUUCAACGUGCAAGGAAAUCAUACCAAGAACUUAUAAGUAUAUGAGACAAAGGAUACUCUAAUUGUUUUCAUUUUAAUUACACGUAAGUUAACUCCAAUCGUAAACACAGUUUCCAACUUUUCAACAAAUUAACGCAAAAAGAAACUCCAUACAAUAAAAGCGGUUAAAUUGAAUCUUAAAAAGAUCCAAAAAAAGAAUACCAGGUGAAAAAGAACGUGUCGUACUACGUGUUUAAGAUAAGCUCAAGAACUAAAGGACCAAGAAUGCACAUUUGUUUUUGACUCAACAGCACAAGGUUUGGACCCACUGACAACAAAAAGUAUUUCAGUACAGAAAAACGAACUGGUUACAGAGUAAACUGAGUACGUAAAUUUAUGUAGCUAGCUAAGGUAGAGGAAAUCUAGAGAAUGCUUCAAUACUAUGGAAAAUUACUAUUUGGAUUUCAGUAACGUUCCUUCAUUUCCAAGCACAAAAAACGAAAUAAGUCAUGAUGUAAGCGAACAUUGCAGCGCUACUGAAAAGCCCUGAACACUAAAUCUUGAAAUUUACAAUAGAUAUUUAAGAGACUAGUGUUUAAGUUUACAAACGAAAAACACAAAGAAUUGCUUGUAAAUUUUCUUCAGUAUUUUAGAAAAUAAAAAGUGAAAAUUGGUGCAUUAAUGGUUACAAAGGAACUAAAAUACCGAUAAGAAAAUAGUAAGGAAACAAUAAGAACAAAAUAGUUAAAAAUAUAUUAAAAACAGAAAAAUUCACACAAUUUACGAAUGGUCAAGCUGAAAGGAUAGUUUAUGAAUCAUUAACUUAAGAAGACUGAGUAAUGUAUUAUAUAUAUGGCGGUAAAGAAGAGUCCUCCUUAUCGACAAAAUCAGCAAUAACAACGCUCCUCGAUAUUUUAUAAAAUUAUUCAAUUUCGACCAAACAUUGCUUAUCUGAUAAGUCAGAUUUCUUUUACGAGAAUUCUGAAUUUCCAUGGCGUCCUAACUUUAACAGAAACAAACAAACUUGGAGUAAUCAAUAAAGUGGUAUGUUUUAACAGGUCCAGUGAACAUAAAGCGUACUUGCCCUGGCUUAAUCUAUAUAUUAUGUGAGGACUUCGCAACAAGACCAGUGAAAAACAGGGCGAGACUGUAUCAUAUUUCUCAAACAGAUAAAACAGCAAAAGUCAUGUGAUAGUACUCUUUAUAAAUGAGUUAACUGUUUUUUUUUUUGUUUUUUUUUCAGAAAACAUUUCCCUACAAUUCUCAACUAUGGAGCAACAAAGUCGACUGACUGUAGCAACUGUGACUCCAGGAUCGGCUUUGGCACUGGAGGGUAUCACGAUGACUCCAACACGUGUGGCAACGAAGGGCCAUAA